Messenger RNA from Patiria miniata (bat star), 3516 nucleotides. Its product is annotated as serine-rich adhesin for platelets-like. NCBI's taxonomy places the organism in Eukaryota, Metazoa, Echinodermata, Asteroidea, Valvatida, Asterinidae. The coding region runs from base 1 to 3516 and encodes 1171 amino acids. The record is from RefSeq and is a predicted model, not a curated record. The transcript has 6 exons.
AUGGACGAGUGUGCGAAAUUCAAUGAGUUGCGCGAGUGUAAUUGUCUGAGAAGUGAAAGUGUACAACCUAGCCAAGCACCAGAUUGGACAACAAUACCACCAACUGUAGCAGGUGGUGAUGCCACCACAGCAGCAGCGGUUGGUGAUGCAGCUACAACAGCAACAGGUGAAGAUGCAACCACAGCAGCAGUAGCAAUUGGUGAUGCAACAACAGCAGCAGCAAGUAGUGACACCACCACAGCAGCAGCAGGUGGUGAUGCAACAACAGCAGCAUCAGGAGCAGCAGGUGGUGAUGCAACUACGGCAGCAAUAGAUGGUGAAGCAACAACAGCAGCAGCAGGUGGUGAUGCAACCACAGGUGGAGCAGGUAGUGAUGCAACAAUAACAACAGCAGCAGGUAGUGAUGCAACGACACCUGCAGCAGUUGGUGACGUCUCAACAGCAGCAGCAAAUGGUGAUGCAACUACAGCAGCAUCAGUUGGUGAUGGCACCACAGCAGCAGCAGGUGGUGAGGCAACUACAGCAGCAGCAGGUGGUGAUGCUUCGACAGCAGAAGGUGGUGAUGCAACAACAGCAGCAUCAGGAGGUGAUGCCACCACAGCAGCAGUAGUUGGUGAUGCUUCGACAGCAGCGGAAGGUGGUGAUGCCACAACAGCAGCAUCAGGUGGUGAUGCAACUACAGCAGCAGUAGUUGGUGAUUUAACGACAGCAGCAGCAGGUGAUGACACCACCAAAGCAUCUGCAGGUGGUGAUGCUUCGACAUCAUCAGCAGGUGGUGAUGCUUCGACAGCAGCAGCAGGUGGUGAUGCCUCGACAGCAGAAGCAGGUGGUGAGUCCACCACAGCAGCAGCAGGUGGUGAUGCAACUACAGCAGCAGCAGUUGGUGAUGCAACGACAGCAGCAGCAGGUGGUGAUGCAACAACAGAAAGUCUACAACCUAGCCAUGCUACGGAUUCAACAACAGUACCACCAACAGUAGCAGGUGGUGACACCACCACAGCAGCAGCAGUUGGUGAUGCGACGACAGCAGCUGUAGGUGAUGCAACAACAGCACCAGCAAGUGGUGACGCCACCACAGCAGCAGCAAGUGGUGAUGCAACUACCGCAGCAACAAGUUAUGGUGCAACAACAGCAGCAGCAGGUGGUGAUGCUUCGACAGCAGUUGUAGGUUAUGCAACAACAGCAGCAGCAGGUGGUGAUACAACACCAGCAGCAGCAGGAAGUGAUGCAACUACAGGAGCAGCAGUUGGUGAUGCUUCGACAGCAGUAGCAGGUGGUGACUCCACCACAGCAGCAGCUGGUGGUGGUGCAACUACGACAACAACAGGUGGUGAGGCAACUACAGCAACAGAAGGUGGUGAUGCAACAACAGAAGCAGCAAGUGGUGACACCACCACAGCAGCAGCAAGUGGUGAUGCAACUACCGCAGCAACAAGUUAUAAGGCAACAACAGCAGCAGCAGGCCGCGAUGCAACAACAGCAGCAGCAGGAAGUGAUGCAACUACAGCAGCAGCUGCAGUUGGUGAUGCAACGACAGCAGCAGCGGGUGGUGACACCACCACAUCACCAACGGGUGGUGAGGCAACUAGAACAGCAGGAGGUCAUGAUGCUUCGACAGCAGUAGCAGGUGGCGACUCCACCACAGCAGCAGGGAGUGGUGAUGCAACUACGACAACAACAGGUGGUGAGGCAACUACAGCAACAGCAGGUGGUGAAGAAACAACAGCAGAAACACGUUAUGGUGCAACAACAGCAGCAGCAGGUGGUGAUGCAACAACAGCAGCAGCAGGAAGUGAUGCAACUACAGCAGCAGCAGUUGAGGAUGCAACGACAGCAGCAGUAGGUGGUGAUGCCACCACAGUAGCAGCAGGUAGUGAUGAAACUACGACAACAACAGGUGGUGAGGCAACUACAGCAACAGCAGGUGGUGAUGCAACAACAGCAGCAGCAAGCGGUGACGCCACGACAGCAGCAGCAAGUGGUGAUGCAACUACGACAACAACAGGUGGUGAGGCAACAACAGCAGCAGCAAGUGGUGACGCUACCACAGCAGCAGCAAGUGGUGAUGAAACUUCCGCAGCAACAAGUUAUGGUGCAACAACAGCAGCAGCAGGUGGUGAUGCAACAACAGCAGCAGCAGGAAGUGAUGCAACUACAGCAGCAGCAGGAAGUGAUGCAACUACAGCAGCAGCAGUUGGUGAUGCAACCACAGAUGCAGCAGGUGGUGACACCACCACAUCAGCAACGGGUGGUGAGGCAACUACAGCAGCAGGUGGUCAUGAUGCCUCGACAGCAGUAGCAGGUGGCGAUUCCACCACAGCAGCAGCGGGUGGUGAUGCAACUACGACAACAACAGGUGGUGAGGCAACUACAGCAACAACAGCAGCAGCAAGUGGUGACACAACCACAGCAGCAGCAGGUGGUGAUGCAACAACAGCAGCAGCAGGAAGUGAUGCAACUACAGCAGCAGCAGUUGGUGAUGCAACGACAGCAGCAGGAGGUGGUGACGCCACCACAGCAGCAGCAGGUGGUGAUGAUGCAACUACGACAACAACAGGUGGUGAGGCAACUACAGCAACAGCAGGUGGUGAUGCAACAACUGCAGCAGCAAGUGGUGACACCACCACAGCAGCAGCAGGUGGUGAUGCAACUACCGCAGCAACAAGUUAUGGUGCAACAACAGCAGCAGCAGGUGGUGAUGCAACAACAGCAGCAGCAGGAAGUGAUGCAACUACAGCAGCAGCAGUUGGUGAUGCAACGACAGCAGCAGUAGGUGGUGAGGCAACUACAGCAACAGCAGGUGGUUAUGCAACAACAGCAGCAGCAAGUGGUGACGCCACCACAGCAGCAGCAAGUGGUAAUGCAACUACCGCAGCAACAAGUUAUGGUGCAACAACAGCAGCAGCAGGUGGUGAUGCAACAACAGCAGCAGCAGGAAGUGAUGCAACUACAGCAGCAGCAGUUGGUGAUGCAACGACAACAGCAGCAGGUGGUGACAUCACCACAGCAGCAGUGGGUGGUAAGGCAACUACAACAUUGGGUGAUGCAACAACAGCAGCAGUAGGUGGUGAAGCCACCACAGCAGCAGCAGGUGGUGAUGCAACAACAUUAGCAGCAGGUGGUGAUGCAACUACUACAGGUGGGUUUGACACUACCAAAGCAGCAGCAGGUGGUGAUGCAACUACUACAGCAGCAGGUGGUGAGGGAACUUCGGUAGCAGCAGGUGCAUCUUCAACAGAAAGUCUAAAACCUACCCAAACACUGGAUUCGACAGCAGUACCACCAACAGCAGCAGGUGGUGACGCCACCACAGCAGCAGCAAGUGGUGAGGCAACUACGGCAGCAACAGGUGAUGAGGCAACUACGGCAGCAGCAGGUGGUGAUGCAACGACAUCAGCAACAGGUGGUGACGCCACCACAGCAGCAGCAGAUGAUGAGGCAACUACAGCAGCAGCAGAUGGUGAGGCAACUACAACAGCCGGUGGGAGGAAAACCUUCUUCCUGUAUCCUGUUUGA